This is a messenger RNA of Lutra lutra (Eurasian river otter), 1660 nucleotides long. RefSeq names its product ornithine decarboxylase antizyme 2 (gene OAZ2). Gene Ontology annotation, biological process: positive regulation of protein catabolic process. Gene Ontology annotation, molecular function: ornithine decarboxylase inhibitor activity. The transcript has 4 exons. Gene Ontology annotation, cellular component: cytoplasm; nucleus. The record is from RefSeq and is a predicted model, not a curated record. The annotation marks the transcript as partial. NCBI's taxonomy places the organism in Eukaryota, Metazoa, Chordata, Mammalia, Carnivora, Mustelidae.
GUAACUGUCCCCAGCUCCAGUGCUGCAGGCACAUUGUUCCGGGGCCUCUGUGGUGCUCCUGAUGCCCCUCACCCACUGUCGAAGAUCCCCGGUGGGCGAGGGGGCGGCAGGGAUCCUUCUCUCUCAGCUCUAAUAUAUAAGGACGAGAAGCUCACUGUGACCCAGGACCUCCCUGUGAAUGAUGGAAAACCUCACAUUGUCCACUUCCAGUAUGAGGUCACCGAGGUGAAAGUCUCUUCCUGGGAUGCAGUCCUGUCCAGCCAGAGCCUGUUUGUAGAAAUCCCAGAUGGAUUAUUAGCUGAUGGGAGCAAAGAAGGAUUGUUAGCACUGCUAGAGUUUGCUGAAGAGAAGAUGAAAGUGAACUACGUCUUCAUCUGCUUCAGGAAGGGCCGGGAAGACAGAGCUCCACUCCUGAAGACCUUCAGCUUCUUGGGCUUUGAGAUUGUGCGUCCAGGCCAUCCCUGUGUUCCCUCUCGGCCCGAUGUGAUGUUCAUGGUUUACCCCCUGGACCAGAACUUGUCUGAUGAGGACUAAUGGUCAUAGAGGAUGCUUUGCCCAAGAGCCACAGUGGGGGAAGAGGGGAAGUUAGGCAGCCCUGGGACAGAGGAGGGGGCUCCUUGCUAUCUAGGGAAGGACGCUGAGGGGCUCAGGGUGAGGGUUGCCUAUUGUGUUCUCGGAGUUGACUCGUUGAAAUUGUUUUCCAUAAAGAACAGUAUAAACAUAUUAUUCACAUGUAAUCACCAAUAGUAAAUGAAGAUGUUUAUGAACUGGCAUUAGAAGCUUUUUAAACUGCGCUGUGUGAUGUGCUCUAUCCAUCCUAGGGGAGGACAUUGCCUGGGGGUGGGGGGGACUGUCUGGGUCUAGGGGCAGGGCCUGAAGGGCUGGUGGGCAGCACUGUCAGGCUUAGGUUCCCCUGCUGUUGGGCUUUCUUUUUUGGUUUUUAAGACUUGUGUAUUUUCUUUCCUUGCUUCCUCUCAACCCAGACACUCCUGAGUAUAGGCUUUUCGGCCCCUGGACGGUGUCCUUGUUUUUCGACACUCCACCUGGGCUCCUCUGUGUGCAUUUGUGUCUGGCCUGGAGAAACCAGGUCUGACCCCCUCCUUCUUUACAGCUUAGUGUUUUUCUGGCAUUUGGUUAAGCUGGCUUAAUCUGUUUAAUGUUAUCAGUGCAUUUUAAAUGGGGGCACUGAAGUUCACUCCCACCACCAGGGCUUUCUUUGGGGUGCCUGGGCCUUAAAAACACUAGCCAAACUCCCAGUUCUCAAAUCACAGCCAGCUCUUGUUCUUGGCUGCAGGCCCAGGCCCCAGGGUGUCUCCUUCCCAGGGUCACAAAGAGCAGAGAGGAAGAGGAAUAGCAACUCAGGGCCUGGGGGUCGUGUGGUAAUCUGUUCUUAGGGACUGGAUGCCUCUGCCUGGCUGAGUAUAGUGGGGACUGCCCCUCCUCUCUCUCAACAGGUUCCGAGUAGGGCCUGAGCCCCUGCCCCAUAAGGCUUAGGGGUGGGAAUGAGGGUGUAGAAGUGGCCUGCCCUUUUCUGUUUUCACUGAACAGCUUGUUCUAAGGGGGGAGGAAGGGGAAGAGAUCUAGAUUGGGUGAGAGGGGGGUGGGGGUGUCAGGGAGGCAAGUGUGUUGUGUUACUGUGUCAAUAAACUGAUUUAAAGUU